CCCGCGCCCGCGCCGCCGCCCGCCCGCCGCCUCCCGCCCGCCGGCCCAGGCUGCACUGGCGAGCACGGCGCCGCGGCCGGCGGCCGAGAGGCGAGGAUGCGGCGGCGCUCGCGGGUGCUGCUGUGCUUCGCGCUGCUGUGGGUGCUGGGCAUCGCCUACUACAUGUACUCCGGGGGCGGCACCGCGCUGGCCGCGGGCGCGGGCGGCGCCGGCAGGAAGGAGGACUGGAAUGACAUUGACCCGGUUAAGAAGAAAGACCUGCACCACAGCAACAUGGAAGAGAGAGGACAGAGCGUGGAGACCCUCCCUCCAGGCAAAGUGCGGUGGCGAGACUUCAACCAGGAAGCGUACGUCGGGGGGACCAUGGUCCGCUCCGGGCAGGACCCCUACGCCCGCAACAAGUUCAACCAAGUGGAGAGCGACAAGCUGAGGAUGGACAGGGCCAUCCCCGACACCAGGCACGACCAGUGUCAGCGGAAGCAGUGGCGGGAGGACCUGCCAGCCACCAGCGUGGUGAUCACCUUCCACAACGAGGCCCGCUCGGCCCUGCUCAGGACCGUGGUCAGUGUGCUUAAGAAGAGCCCGCCGCCCCUCAUCAGAGAAAUCAUCUUGGUAGACGACUACAGCAACGACCCGGAGGACGGGGCGCUCCUGGGGAAAAUCGAGAAAGUGCGGGUUCUCAGAAACGAUCGGCGAGAAGGCCUGAUGCGCUCGCGGGUCCGGGGCGCCGACGCAGCCCAGGCCAAGGUGCUCACGUUCCUGGACAGCCACUGCGAGUGCAACGAGCACUGGCUGGAGCCGCUGCUGGAGAGGGUGGCCGAGGAUAGGACCCGGGUCGUGUCGCCCAUCAUCGAUGUCAUCAACAUGGACAACUUUCAGUACGUGGGGGCGUCCGCCGACUUAAAAGGGGGUUUCGACUGGAACCUGGUGUUCAAGUGGGACUACAUGACCCCCGAGCAGAGGCGCGCGCGGCAGGGGAACCCGGUCGCCCCCAUCAAAACCCCCAUGAUCGCGGGGGGGCUGUUCGUGAUGGACAAGUCCUAUUUUGAGGAGCUGGGGAAGUACGACAUGAUGAUGGACGUGUGGGGCGGAGAGAACCUGGAGAUCUCCUUCCGCGUGUGGCAGUGCGGGGGCAGCCUGGAGAUCAUCCCCUGCAGUCGCGUGGGGCACGUGUUCCGCAAGCAGCACCCCUACACCUUCCCCGGCGGCAGCGGCACCGUCUUUGCCCGCAACACCCGCCGGGCGGCCGAGGUGUGGAUGGACGAGUACAAAAACUUCUACUACGCCGCCGUGCCUUCCGCCAGGAACGUCCCUUACGGCAAUAUCCAGAGCCGCCUGGAGCUGAGGAAGAAGCUGAGCUGCAAGCCGUUCCGCUGGUACCUGGAGAACGUGUACCCCGAGCUGCGGGUCCCCGACCACCAGGACAUAGCCUUCGGCGCCUUGCAGCAGGGCACCAACUGCCUGGACACGCUGGGCCACUUUGCCGACGGCGUCGUCGGCGUGUACGAGUGUCACAACGCGGGGGGCAACCAGGAGUGGGCCCUGACCAAGGAGAAGUCGGUGAAGCACAUGGACCUGUGCCUGACGGUGGUGGACCGGACGCCCGGCUCGCUCAUCAAGCUGCAGGGCUGCCGGGAGAACGACAGCAGACAGAAAUGGGAGCAGAUCGAGGGCAACUCCAAGCUGCGGCACGUGGGCAGCAACCUGUGCCUGGACAGCCGCGGGGCUGCGGCGGGCGGCCUGAGCGUGGAGGUGUGCGGGCCGGCGCUGUCCCAGCAGUGGAAGUUCUCGCUGAACCUGCAGCCCUAGGCGCCGCCGCGCCCGCGGGCGGUCGGAGACCACGGGAUCGAUCAAACUUUCCGCGAAACUAUAUACCUCAGUCUCCCAUCCCGUUUGCACGCGGGCGCCUCGGCACCGACGGGACGGGCGGCGGACACAGCGGCGAGGGAGGAGGACUGAUCUCCAGUCACAGCGCAGCCUGGUCCCCUCCCUGGGCCACCGCCCCUUCCUGUCGGCUCCCUCCUGGUCCUGCCCAGACGCCAAGGAGCAGCCCAGGCUCCAAGUGUGCGUUUGGGGGACGGGAGGCGGAAGGGGCGCGUGGCUCCAUCGUGGCGGGAGAACUCUCUGGAAACCUCCGUUGGCCCCAUCGCGAGCCCGCGUGGCCCACAGCGCCGACGGCCACCUGCAAGUCCGGCUCCCCGCCACCUCCACACGACGCCAAGGACCUGCCGGAUCUGAACUUGAACGUUUCUGUGGCGGGACACUCACUAUAAAUAGAUAUAAAGAGAGCGCACGGCCGUUCCGGGGGUUUCUGUAGGCCCUCACCCUGUAAAUGCCCCUCGGAGCUGUGCCGGCCGUGCCCCCGGGGUGGCCCUGGCAGCGGACGGGGCCCUGUGGAGGCCAGGAUGCCAGCCACGGCCCCGCCUCGCUGUUCGGCUCCAGCGUGGGCGUCACUGCUCUGUGUUGGAAUCUGUAAACCUGGACUUGAUUGGACAAACGUUGCUUUAGGUCUUUUUCAAUGAAAUUUCUUUUCUCUAAGGAAAAACAAAAAAAUGAUCCCACAGCUCCCAGGGACUGUCGGGCUGUUACGGGCAGAGGGUGAGUGUCCUGGCAGCUGGCUGUGUCCGUCCCUCCGGACCCAGGUGAGGCCUCAGAGCUUGGGGUCAUUGUCAGGAUGGGCGGGGACGGCCCUGCCUGCUCAGCGACACUGAGGACCCGGGGUCUGAAGCAGCGGCCGGCUGGUCAGUGUGAGCCAGGGACAGCGACGAACAAGAAUGAAAAGUUGCCACAGGGAGAGAGGCCGGGCGCCCCCUGGGUGGCGGGUGUGUCCUGUGGCGCCUCCUUGCCUUUGGAGGGACAGGCCAGCCCCAAGGAGGCCCCCGGGUCACCUGGCCACGGGUCACCCCUCGCUCCCCUUGCCCACCGUCCCACAUGCUGCCUGGUCUCAGGCCGGCCGUGCCCGCAGCCCCCCGCCCCCCAUGUGGUGGCAUGUGCCUCCCGAGGGCACAUUGCCAGGCCCCUCUGGGACGUCGCCGGGUAGAAGUGGCCCCGGAAGACCCUGCCAGUCGACACUGCCACUUGCUACUCUUUCCUGCUCAUUUCCUUUUUUUUAAAGAUCGAAGUUGAUCUUUUUUUUUUUUUUUUUAAUUGAUUUCAGAGAGGAAGGGAGAGGGAGAAACAUCAAUGACAAGAGAGAAUCAUGGAUCGGCUGCCUCCUGCACGCCCCCUCGUGGGGAUCGAGCCUGCACCCCAGGCAUGUGUCCUGACUUUGAAUUGAACCGGUACCUCCUGGUUCACAGGCCGACGCUCAACCCCCGAGCCAGGCCGGCCGAACCUGAUGGUUUCUUUUAGGAGAGGGAGCUCGGUUGGUCUCUCUUCCUCCACAUGCACUUGCCCUUGACAGUGGAUGGGGCGCGGCAACAUGGCCGGGGGGCUUUCCCACCCUGGCUUCUCCCUUUGGCCCCCUGCAAGGCAGUGCCAGGGGCGGACUCGCACACGUUCGUCUCCAGAGGCUCCUGGGAGAGUCAGGAACCUGUGUCGGGCUGUUGAGCCCCGAUGGGGCGCUGGGCCCCACGCCUGGGCCCCCUGGUCAGACCGUCACCUGCGAGGGGUGACUACUGUUAGAGAACCAUGUCCCCGACGGAAAACAGAUCUGGCUCAGACGGAAAACAGAUUCUCAUCAGGUCCCUGUUCCUCCGCCCACACACCGCCACCCAACCCAGGAGCCUCAGCACCCUUUGAUCUAUGGGGCCCUGGGGCCCCCUGCCCCCCAGCGGGCAGCCCCGUGGCCUUGGCCCGUGGACACUGCGAGCGGAGGCAGCUGCCCCCCCCCCCCCAGGCGAGCUAUGUUUACACGACAUGGUGUGCCAAAGCGACGUCCUGCGGUGGCGUAUUUUGUAGUCUUGGGGCCCGUCUCACCCCCACCCCCUUUUUACAAACGGAGAUUCUUCCCCCAGCGCCCCUCGAACCAAGCGAGGCGACGCCCCCCGUCCCCCCACCGUGGCGGUCUGUCCUGUGUCUCCCUCCAUCGGCGCUCCGGUGAUGGUGUCUGUGGGUCUGUUUUGCAAAUUCAAAAAUCUAGUUUGGUAAUUUUUUUUUCCCAGUUGAUUUUUUUAAAAGAACUGCUGUACAGAGCUUGUGCUUUGUCCAUUUUAUAGAUGGAAACCAUCCUUGAACAUUGUUUUAACUUAAAUAAAGAGACGAUGCUUUAUAGA
Molecule: messenger RNA, 4214 nt
Organism: Myotis daubentonii (Daubenton's bat)
Lineage: Eukaryota; Metazoa; Chordata; Mammalia; Chiroptera; Vespertilionidae
Gene: GALNT2
Product: polypeptide N-acetylgalactosaminyltransferase 2
Biological process (GO): protein O-linked glycosylation
Cellular component (GO): Golgi apparatus
Molecular function (GO): polypeptide N-acetylgalactosaminyltransferase activity
Source: RefSeq, a predicted model, not a curated record